Molecule: messenger RNA, 3168 nt
Organism: Struthio camelus australis
Lineage: Eukaryota; Metazoa; Chordata; Aves; Struthioniformes; Struthionidae
Gene: CFAP161
Product: cilia and flagella associated protein 161
Biological process (GO): cilium assembly
Cellular component (GO): motile cilium
Source: RefSeq, a predicted model, not a curated record
AUGCCUUGGACGAAUCCUGCACAGCUUGAAAAGGGAUACUAUGCGAUCCGAAAUGAGAGCCUUCCAGGUGGCAAGGAUAGUCGCUGCAUUAGUCCCACUAUGAGAUGCACGGAAAAAUUUCUCGAGGACGCGGCGCUGGCCGAGGAGCUCUUGGAGGAUUUUCGGCGGAAGAGGGAAGCCGGAGAGCUCUUCACGCAGCGCUGCCAGAAACUUCAAGAUAACCUCUUAAAGAAGGUGAAGCUGUCGCUGCCUAAGGAUGGAUUUGUCCAUUUUGGAGACACUGUGAUGCUUCUGAGCCCGGACAACAACAAAUCCUGGAUGGAGAAUUACCCUGGAGUGUGCGGCAAGCUAGUGUUGGCCGUUAACCUGGACGAAGUUGCCAUGUUUACGGCCGAAUCACUGCGAGCACCCUGUGGAGUUAGUGCAGUCAAAAGCAUGGACCCAGUUGGUCGAAAUACUUUUUGUAUCUUAAGUGUUGAUGGAGGUGCGGUGGGUGAACCCAUUCGAUUUGGGCAAAAAUUUGGUCUUGGGGCAACAGGGGGGUUUUCUGAUCAAACGUUAUAUCUAGCAAGUGACCAUAAAUCAUUUCUAAGAUUUGCUAAAAAAUCUUACCUUCAGCAAGUAUUUUUGACAGAUGAACUUUCCUAUUUGACUCGCUGGCAUGCAGCAUUCCUGGAUCCACAGCUGCGUCUUGAAUAUGAAGGAUUUCCAGUUCCUGCAAACUCUAACAUUAUUAUUACUCAUUGCCAUACUAAUCAGAGUUUGGCUGUUCCAAGGAACUUUUGCAUAAGGUCUUAUUUUGGAAUGGAAUAUGAAGUAGUUUGUCACACCUAUCUGAACUCCCAUAAAGCUGAAGAAGAUAAGAAUUAUUGGGUAAUAGUUACAGGAAAUCCCAGUGAUGAGGAAAGUACUAUGAUUGAUAGACCCGACCCUCACUCAGAGGGGAUCAGAAAGAAGAGUGACUUUCAUGAAAAGACACAGAAUAUAAAAAUCCCCGAUUAGAACCUACAAAGGUUGAUGAGAUUGAUUCCUGUUUUUUUCUGUUUAGAUUUUAAUUCUACAGAUGUUUAUUUUAAAAACAGAAACGGAAGUCUAUCCUUAGUAAUAUAACAUAAUCUCACUAACUCAUUAAGGUUGUACAGUGGGCAAUAAUUGUCUAAUCAAAUGUGAUGAACCAUGCACAACCUCAAAAAUCCAUGAAUCAAGAAGGGCUCAUUUUCCCUUUUCCACGUUCACUGAUGCCAAAAGAUGUCAACAUCCAGUAAAUCUAAUACGUUUGCAAUAAAAUACUGGCCUUCAGAGGUAUUUAGCCAAUUCUUCCAAAACCAAACCUGCAUCUCCUUUUUUAAAAAGAAUGAGUGUACACUUAAAAAGUAGAAUCAUGCCAGCUAUCAUGGGAUACUUUGACAUUUAAAGGUGAUCUGAGAGAACUUUGUGCUAAACACAGCAUGGAGCAAGCUCAGCAACCAAUGUUACCGAUUAAAAAAAAUCAAAAGUGAGGUCUCAGUAUCUCAAAAUUGGCUUCAAAUUCAUGAGAAAUAUAAUAAAGGUGUAAAUUGAUUUUCUUUACCUUUGUCCAUGUGUGUCUAAACUUUUAAGUGCUAAGUACUCUGAAUGCUUGACCACAGUGAUGCAGCCUGAGAACUUCUGACAACCUUUUCCAAAGUUGCAAAGCUUGCAUUACCACGCUCCGUUUGCCUCCCGCCCUCAGAAUUUGUUCAUUCAUAAUAGUUUCAACCAAGUUUGACAGCAAGGUAGAAUUCCCAAAGAAAACGAAGUUUUCUAUAAGUUUCCUGAAAAUACAUGCCAAGGUAGAAGAGGCAUGAGAGACCCUGUAAGUUUGUCCAAUAAGAAAAAUAUUGUAGCCCAUGUUCAUACCUAAUUAGAGACUAGAGAUUCCACUUGAAAGAAAAUUAUUAUAAAUGGCCCAAGCAUGGCAAAAGUUUCAGCUGGAACUUGCAUUUUUCUUAAAUACCAAAAUCAAUCAAGCAUGAGACACAAAGACAGGGAAAACAGAUAUCAUUACUUUAUAGCGCUACCUGUCUUUAUAUGGAAGUUGAAACUGCACCACAGAGAAUCUUCUUAAAGUACAGCACACCAUUAUAUCCCUUUAGUAAAAUUACACAUAUAUCUGUUCCAUUUUAUAACUGUAUCAGCACCAUAAAGGAACAGCAGGCUGUUUGUGCACAUCAAUUUAAGUAAGGGAAUUUCGGAGUAAAAUACUACGUAAAUCUCUGUUCUUAAAAAGGAUUCCAAAGAUCUUAAAUGUUCAUGAAGGUCAAACAAAACUUUUUAAGUUUUACUGAAACAAAAACACUAAACUUUCACAAAGGAAGGGACUGAACCAAACGUGAUGACUUCCAACUCUGUCCCAGGUAGACUGUCAGUUUCAAACCCACUGGCAAGACUUUAAAACCAUUUGCCUUUACUCAAUAUAAAUAAAUUCAGCAGACUGCAGAAUAGCCUAACUAGCACUUGGCAUAUAGAGUCUCAGAGCAGGAGACAGAUUACAGUUCUAUGAGCUACAGAUCUGCUGUGGAGGAAUCACAGAAGACAUUUUUUGAGUCACAUUCUCAGUGUGUGAGCCUUGAUAGGUCUUUUAUUGGUGGGGUUAUGCUAUUUUGAAUCUGGCCAAUUUAACAGCCUUUUUCCAUUGGGUUAAUUGUAAGAAACAAGAAGAGGCCUUAAACCAAAACCAGUGCUGAAACAAAGCUUCAUGCGGAUUCAUGCAGAAAUGAGAACUGUGUAGGCAGGGAGCUUGGCUGGCUAAAGUUGUGGAUAGGAGUGUUUGUGUGACUGCAUGUGCAUGGGAGAGAAGCAAAACAAGUUUUGUACAGUCUUAAAGCAAAACUAGAGAUGAGCAGAUACAGAAAUGAGUGCAGAAAUAGACAGGUGCUGGAUAAACGUGGCUGGCUUGGAGCCUCUUGGGUGUUUUUUCUGAUCAUUCUACAGUUGGGGGAAAUAAGCAGGAUUGUUGGAAAAAUGCUGGGUUAUUUUGCUGUUGGAACAUAAACAGGACUGUAUAAACAACUCCUAAUUCCAUUAUCUAUUUUCCUUCUUAAGUAAUACAGUUUUAAGGCUACAGAUUUAUGCAUAGCUUCUUAUGGCACAUAAUACAUGUCUAUAAUUCAGUUGAUUUAUUAUGUUACAUUUAUUAUGUUAUAUUUA